AUGCAGCCAUGGACUGGCGGUAGUCGUUCCCUCUGUGCUUUGCGACCCUUGACUCGUUUCGCUGUACGACCUUUCACCACAACCUCGGUCUUUCACCGAUCGAGAAAGUUCAAACCCGGUAUCUCGGACAAAAAGCCCGACACAAAAAAAGGCAAAUCACUUGUGGGAGCUUCAGUCUCGAGGUCUAUUCGACAGGAUAUUGCAGCCGCACGAGAUUUCAAUGACUUGGUGGAAGCAACCCUGCGCGAUGUACACAGCAAGUUGAGUAAAUCAGGCGACUCGCUAGAAGGAUGGACUCAAUUCGAACGUCAAAUCAAAAACGCCUGCAAAUCAGAUGAUAAGAAGACAUCUAUACAAUGGGGACCCCUUCGGCAAAUCAAGGUAGCGCUGCAAAAGGCCUACCUCGCCUCCGGACUUCAGGGGUUGCGGGAGGAGGUAGAAUACAUGCAGUAUUCGGAAAGCCUCACUGCCAGGUUUUCAGCGCCCAUUCUGGAAGCACAGGAAGAAGUAGCCGACCUUCGAUGGCCAGCCGAGUGGUAUCCGCGCGCACGAUCGAUGCAGCGAACAAUCCAUCUCCAUGUCGGGCCGACGAAUUCCGGAAAGACCUAUCAUGCGCUACAGCGGCUGGCGAAAAGUAAGAAUGGGUUCUAUGCAGGUCCGUUGAGAUUGCUCGCGCAAGAAGUAUAUCAUCGUUUCAAGGCAGACGGGGUUCCAUGCAGUCUCGUCACCGGUGACGAUGUCAAGUUCCCCGAGAAUGAUGAAGUGCCGCGUAUUACCAGCAAUACUGUGGAAAUGGUCAGCCUGGGCCAGGAAUACGAUGUUGGUGUGAUUGAUGAGAUCCAAAUGAUUGCUAACUCAUCAAGAGGAUGGGCAUGGACUCGAGCUUUCCUUGGUGCUCAGGCAGCAGAGCUGCACCUGUGCGGUGAAACCCGCUCCAUCCCAUUGAUUCGAGAGCUAUGUGCACUUACGGGAGAUAAUUUGGAGGUUCACCGCUACGAACGUCUGAACGGCCUAGAAGUGAUGCCGCACAGUUUAAAGGGUAAUCUCAAUAGCCUUGAAAAAGGUGACUGUAUAGUCGUCUUCUCCCGGAAAGGUAUACACGCUAUGAAGGCAGACAUUGAGAAGACCACCGGAAGACGCGCAGCCAUCGUUUACGGUGGUCUGCCAGCAGAGAUUCGGACCCAACAGGCGAAUCUAUUCAAUGACCCAGAAAAUGACUAUGACUACCUUGUGGCAAGUGACGCGAUUGGCAUGGGUCUUAAUCUGAGCUGCAAGCGUGUUAUUUUUGACACCCUCGUCAAGCGUGUCCCGACUGGACUUCAACGGCUUACUGUUCCUGAGAUCAAACAAAUUGGUGGGCGUGCUGGUCGAUAUCGUCCAGCCAACGUCACGGAAAGCACAAGCGAGGAGCCUAACGUGGGCCUGAUCUCCUGUCUCGAAGAGGUUGACCUUCCGUAUAUUCAGCAGGCUAUGAAGUUGGAGCCUCCACCGCUGAGUGCGGCGGGAAUCUUCCCUCCAGAAUCUGUUUUCCGGAAAUUCGCCGCCUAUUUCCCACCAGGUGUACCUUUCGAAUAUCUGAUCAAGCGGGUCCUAGAAAUUGCCAAGGUCAACCCUUUGUUCUUCCUGUGUGACCCUACCGGUCAGUUGGGGAACGCCGAAAUUAUCGACACUGUGAAAGGACUGCCAUUUGAGGACCAGUUGAAGUUCAUGGUUUCUCCAAUGGACCGUCAAACUGCAAGCGCGCGUGAUGUUACUGGUGCUAUGGCAGACUGUGUAGCCGAACACCAUGAAGGGCGACUGUUGGAUAUUGCCAACCUCAACCUGGAAGUCAUCGAGCAGCCCGUGUCUGGCAGCAACGACUAUUUACAUGAUCUGGAGAGCCUUCAUAAGGCAGUUAUCUUGUACCUGUGGCUCAGUUUCCGAUUCGGUGGUGUCUUCACUGACAGAACUCUGGCAAGUCAUGUCAAGGAACUUGUUGAAGAGCGGAUGGUUCGGGCAUUGACUGAAUUCUCCGCCAACAAGAGACUGCGGAAGGGUGCUUCACUGAAGCGCCAGAUUGCGCUACAGAAACAGUUGUUGGAGCAGGAACGUAUGGGAGUUGCCGCAGACUGGAUGCAACCUUCUGGUGAAGGAGGUGAGAUGGAAAUGAGUCUGCCCGAAGAAGUUGCUUCGGAGGUAGCGGAGGCUGCAGAGGGUGAAUCGUCUGACGCCGAACUCUCAUUAUUUGAGCCAUCACCGGAGGCAGAGAGCGAGGAAGAGGGCUCAUCCCCUGACUUGGAGUCUGAACCAACGGAGUCAUACUAUGAUACAGAAGUCCCCAGACAGUGA
Molecule: messenger RNA, 2328 nt
Organism: Penicillium concentricum
Lineage: Eukaryota; Fungi; Ascomycota; Eurotiomycetes; Eurotiales; Aspergillaceae
Product: ATP-dependent RNA helicase SUV3
Exons: 2
Coding region: 1-2328 (775 amino acids)
Biological process (GO): RNA catabolic process; mitochondrial RNA 3'-end processing
Cellular component (GO): mitochondrial degradosome
Molecular function (GO): ATP binding; hydrolase activity, acting on acid anhydrides; RNA helicase activity
Source: RefSeq, a predicted model, not a curated record